AUUGAUCCGUGUGCUCCAUCUCUAGAGUCAAGAAAGCGCGUCUGAAAUCAGAAUAUUGAAUCCGGGCAGCCGUAGUGCUGUGUUGUUGUUAGUGCUUGUUGAGAAGGACAAUAAUAACAGAGCGAAACUCGCGCUGCUGCUGCUGUUGAUGCGUCACCGCGCGAAGAGUACUGGCGCGAGAACGGAUUCAUGUUUUUGAUUGAAACACACAUGUGUGAUUUGGCUAAAAGGGACUAAUGCACGAGGGAAUUUAAAAUCGCUCUGCUCAGUCUGCUGGAUUGCAUAACACAUGGGAGAAACUGACCGCAGUCUGGGACUUUAAACCAGUAGAUCUUCUGAGCUGAAGAGAAUAGUGUGGAAGUAGAGCUUGGACCCAGCGUCUGCCUUCAGGCCUAAUGCCUGGACUGUGCAGCUUCAAGACACCACAACAAGGAGAGAUCUUCAACAUGAACACAGACACUGAAUCAGAGCCAAAGGAAUCAGAUUUGUGGAAGUCCAGCUGUACCAGUGAUGGCCUGAGAAAUGGUGACGUGUGCUCUUCCUCUCUGGCAUCUAAAGGCUACAGGAGUGUCAGACUCAACUUUCAGGAUAAAAAGUCUCCCAUACCCGACCAAAUGACAGUGAACGGGGGUCUGAGUGAGCCAGCAAGUCCACAUAGUUUCUUACAAAGACCCUUCUCCCCCUCGACAUACCCACCUCCUCCUUCCCUGAGCCCCAGUAUUACAGCCAUGCAGCAGGCUAGAACCACUGCCUCUGGGUCUAGCACUCCGAUCUACGCCAACGUGGAUCCUGUUUGCCCUGCACAAACUGCACAGACUGAGAGGAAAGAAACAACAGGGAAAGCUCCACUUUAUGCUGGCAUCGGUCCUGUGGAUGAGUCCGGGAUCCCUAUUGCCAUACGAAUGACUGUUGACAGGCCAAAAGACUGGUAUAAGUCCAUGUUCAAGCAGAUUCAUGUGGUGCAUAAACCAGAGAAUGACUGGUCUGGGUCUCACACUGCCACAGAUCCCAUUACAAAUACUGAUAAGCAUGGCCCAUCCAAUCCUGUUCAGUCCCAUCCAGCACCUAAAACCAGCACCUACCAGCCCAUCACCAAGAGUGUCUCUGAUAACGGCAUAUGCAGUGUCAGAGUGCCUGCUGCCUCAACCCUGCCCACUUCAGUGUCAGCAGAGUACAGAGACACAACACAGAGAGGCAGGAGCACACCCGACAUGAAUGAGUGGGGGCCUCCAGAUAGGAAGGUGGAUACACGGAAAUACAGAGCAGAGCCCAGGAGUAUCUUUGACUAUGAGCCUGGGAAGUCCUCUGUUUUAGAGCAAGAGAGAGCAACAAGUAACUUAAGACCAGAGGAGAUAGAUUUAGAGAAUGAGCCAUGGUAUAAGUUCUUUGCUGAACUGGAGUUUGGGCAUCCGCCUCCAAAAAAACGUCUUGAUUACAAUCCAGAGAGCAGUCCUCGAUUCCGAACGGAGACCUCCCUUUAUCAGCCAGCUACAGACAGGACCCUUGAACAGCCAUCAAGUUCUUUCAGUGAUAACAAGAGAAGACGGAAAUCUGAACCUUCAGUCACUCAGCCCAGGGCUCAGAGCAGUGUGGGCACAACACAGAGUUCAGUCAGACCACCAGAGCCCCCCAGGAGCAGCAGUUCCCAGAGGAAUCCCCUCACCAGCCCCAGCUCCCCUGCCUCCACCAGGACUAAAGGUGGGGAUAUAAGCAAUAUGCACCCAGCACAUUUAAAUAGUCAAAGUCCAAACCAUGCUACCUCAAAUUGCACAUAUCUAAACAAAGGGCAAAAUGAGGAUGGUCUCUCAGUCAUGCCUAUCUCAGAGGGCUUCUCCAGCCUCCCGGAUGGCUGGCGAAUUGCCCAAGAGAACCUAGAUUACUGGAUAAGCACAGAAGAGGCUUCUCAUAAGCUCAAAUCCUGGAGCUGUGAUGACCUCCUAUCUGAGGGCCAAGGCAGGGAAAAAGAAGUGCAGACUCGAUCAGAAUGCACAGACUCCUUGUUGCAUAAUGGGGAACUAGAAGGACCACAAUGCAGUGACAGCCAUGAGUCUGAGGAACUUAGACAAAGGACCAGGCAUCGCUCAGCCCAUGAUGUGCCAGGCUUUCUCAAACUCUACAAGAAGAUGCAUCACAUCAACCGGCAAGAGCUGAUAAACUCCACCGUGAUCUGCUCUGUCAAAGCCAGGGUUCAUAAGUAUGAGAGUGAGCAGCGUAAGGACAGGCGUACCGGCACCAAGGGCUGCAGCAAAGAGGUGCCUCGGGACACGGUGCACAACAGGAUCUCUCAGUUUGAGAGUCUGAUCCAGAAAUCCAAAUCCAUGCCUAACCUUGGGGAUGAGUGCCUGACCAGGAGUUCCUCUAGGAGGACCAAUAGCCCCAACCAUAGCCUCUCCAUUGAGUCAUUAAUGGAUGAGGAACCACUAGCCAGGAUCCCGCCUGAUGGACGACCUCAAUACCCCAAGAUAAAUACCCUCAUGCCAAUCCACAUCCAAGUCACCAGUGACCAAUUACAAAAUUCUACCAUGCAACACGAUUACUCAGAGAGUGAGCAUGAUGAAGUGGUGUCGGAUCUCAGUGACUUAGAGGGCUCAUCCUUUUGUAGCGAGAGAGACUUUGACCUAUGUUCGUUCGCCUCCUCGGAGAACUUCUGCAAGUCGGGUGAGCAUCAUCAUUGUCAUAGGCAGCUUGUGAGUUCCUGCAAGGGUCGCUGCCCGGCUUCCUACACGCGUUUCACCACCAUGAUCAAGCACGAGAGGGCCAAGCAGGACCGAAGGCAACAUUUGCGAGUGGAAGAAUCCGAGUUUGGUCUCAACAACAAGCUUGCCUUCCUGGUCAGCCCAGUGCCUUUCCGCCGGAAGAACUUGUCUCCUUUGAGCUUCUCCCAAAUGCCAAAAUCACAGAGCUGCAUGUACGAGGCUCUAGAUUCAGCCCUGAAAGACAUCUACGACCACGUCCGUGCAGAGAAGCGCAGGGGUAGCCUGCCAGACAGCAGCAUUCUCCACAGUUUGCUGGCAGAGUUGCUGCCCAACAUUCCUGAGAGGAAUUCCUCCCUGCAUGCUCUGGGGAGAAGAAGUCCAAUGGUCCAACCCUGCUCGUACCACCAACAGCCCAAUGGCAUGCCCAGCCAAGAUGGCCACCAGCCUGAGUACUCGCACCUGUCCCACAGUGCCUCUCGCCACCAUAUAGACAGCAACAACAACCAGAGGAAUCACAACUCUGAAUACUGCUAUCAAGACCAGGACACAUCUAGAGGAUAUUCUUACCCUGAUGUUGGCCGCCACACACCACAGAGCAGGAGACAGACCCCUGACGAGAAACUUCCAGCCAGAGCAAUAUAUGACUUCAAAGCACAGACAGCAAAAGAGCUGACGUUUAAGAAAGAUGAGACUGUGUACAUCACCAGGCAGAUAGAUAAUAACUGGUAUGAAGGAGAGCAUCGUGGACAUCGUGGCAUCUUUCCCAUCUCUUAUGUGGAGAAAAUCCCUCCUUCAGAGAGACAUCUGCCAGCGAGGCCUCCUCCUCCAGCUCAGAGCAGAGAAAUUGGAGAAGCGGUAGCCCGCUACAACUUUAAUGCUGAUACUAACGUGGAGCUUUCAUUAAGAAAAGGCGAGCAUGUCAUUCUCCUGCGUCAAGUUGAUCAGAACUGGUUUGAGGGCAAGAUUCCAGGUACAAACAAACAAGGGAUUUUUCCAGUGUCUUAUGUAGACGUCAUGAAGAAGUCCUCGGUACAAAGUACCGGUCAACCUCCCGGGUCCACAAUGCCUACCAGUUACUCCAGUGACAGAGUGCGCAGUAGGCCACCAUCUGCACGUACCCUCUACAGCUCUCCAUCCCCAACUCUCCGUCCACUCUCCUCAUCCUCACCCAGCCCGCAGAGAGCAGCGCACCUCCAGGCCGUCACCAGCGAGUGGCUGGCCCUAACUCUUGGUCUGUCUCCUUCAGGAACCCCUGCUCCCGUACCUCCUCCCUUCCCUUCCAACUUCCAGCCAGACUAUAUAGGGCUUGAUUCUGCCAUCUCCCCCUCUCCUGCCUCUUCUACGCUGGGUCGCUCUCUGGCCCUCGCUCCCCGCACUUCUACGCCUAUGCUCAAAGAGGGCCACUUCAUUCCCAUUUCCUCCCCAAAGUCCUACAUGUCCCCUGAGCCCAGCCCAUCACCGCAACCCUACCUCACCUCUGCGACCUUCACUCCUUCCCCUACCUCACCCAUAUUUGACUCCAGCCCCAGGUCUGACAGUGUCAUAGAGGUUCUCUGCAGCCAAAAACCAUUAGACCUAACUGAAAAAGAAUUGGAGAUGUUCUUUGAUAGCGAAGAUCGUAAUAAAACAAGCAAGACAGACUCUCCUAAAUUGUGCAGCCCUACUGACUUGGUUGUUUUUGAGGCACUUGAUUCCCAAUUGUCUUAUAAGGACACCAUGUUUCCAAAAGAUCCUGAGGAUGACCUGUGUGAGGAGUUAGUGUCCAUUAUUAAAGCCAGCCAAUCAAAGGGCGUGUUUGUAGAAGAGGAGAGUUUUUAUCACCAUAAACCGAAUAUAACAGAAAAGCUUCCAAGACUGUUCAUAGAGGAGGACCCAAAUGAAGAUAGCAGCUCCUCAAUUGAACCCCUGACAUCAAAUACGUUUACUCCAGUCCAACCCGCCCAUAGUGAGGGGUCAGAUUUAGAGCAGGGUGAAGUUUCCCAAAACGACUCUCCACGUCUCUCCCCCCUGUCCUCACAGAUGUCCAUGCAGUUCAUACGCCCCACAUCGCCUAAGUACUCCCCCUCCUCCCCAUGUACCACCCCUCCAUUGCCUGGGGUUUCACAGUCCCCCCCUCCCUCUGCCAAACUGUCCUUUCGACAGGAACUCCGCUCCCAAAAGGUCAAGCCUGUGUUAAGGCGUGAUGUUGUGGUUGUCGGUAAGCCCCCUCGUAGCCCUGUGAUGUCUAGGAGGUCCUGCGGAUCGCCUGUUAGAGGUCAAAACAUUUCGCCAUCUCAUAGGUCCCAAAGACAAGCAUAUGUUCAUGAUCCUCUUCAAGGAGUAGGGGAACCAUUUCAAGCUCUGUAUAACUACAUGCCCAGAAAUGAGGAUGAGCUGGAACUGAAGGAGGGUGAUACUGUCGAUGUCAUGGAGAAGUGUGAUGAUGGAUGGUUUGUGGGAACGUCCAGGAGAACCAAGUUUUUCGGAACCUUUCCUGGAAACUAUGUGAAGCGGACAUAAAUUAACCCAUGCUCUAAUUUCCAAUACAAAUAUCUGAUGGUCAGACAUCUACAGACGAGAGAUGGACAAUAUUGCCUAGAGAUUCCUGCUGGAAUUAGAAUGAAAUAUUCCAGUCAUCAGCAAUAUGGACUAAUGGAAACAGAAGCCAAUGGAGGGGGUAACUGCACCAUGUUAUUUGUAAAUAUGUGGAUUAUUAAAUUCUGAAACCAUUAUUUUUAUAUGUAAGUUUAGUAAAGGCUUUAAAAUAUUUGGUUUCCUACAUUUUUUACAUUAUUUCUCAUUGUUGAAAAAAAGUCAGUUUGUAUGCCUUUUAGUAACUCUGAUUAAUUUCAACAUAAUGAGUAUUCAAGUGCCCUAUUUAUCUUUUAUUUAUUGAGAGGCAUUUUCUUGCAUUGGAAGGGUAAGAUACAGCAGAAUGUUCUACUGGUGCCCCCCUGUAAACUGAGCCUGAUGUCUGAUCUGAUCUAGAUCUAGAUUAUAAACAGUAUUUUAGUGUCAUGUUUGUGCCAGGCACAGUGGAUAUUACAGAUGACCAUCCAUGCUCACAUGUAUCUUUUCUGUAUGUAAACCCCAUGCUUCAUGACCUCCGAUUAUCUAGGGCUCCACGUUCUUCCUGCAGACAUUCCUUUGAGCAUCUGAAGGAUUUUACAGAUAAUAAAUAAAUAUAUAUAUAUAUAUAUAUAUAUAUAUAUAUAUAUAUAUAUAUAUAUAUAUACAUAUAUUUGUAUUUUUCAAUCAAAAGAGAUAACAAUUUUGAAAAUGCAGUACCCUAAAAAAAAGACAUUGUGGCAAAAGUCGGUAUGUUAAACCUAGUACACUGAAUCAUAUUUCUACUGUCUAUAAUAAAUGUUCUGUACUCGGUGACCUAGCACAUCACUUUUGGUUUACACACUGUAAUCUCUUAUUUAUGGCCAAUAAGAGAAGCACAUGAUGUCAUAAUUGCUGAACUGUAGCAGCCAUGUAUUUUGUAUAUGAUAUGUCGCUUUCCAAUUCUUAAAAUUGGUAUAAUUUGGGUGAGAAAAUGUUCUUAAAAAUCGAUUUGGUUUAUAUGUUAAUUCAGCAGACUUGUUUCAUAAUGAUAUACACUUAAUAUAUUGUGAAUUAUUCACUUUCCAUGUUUUUAACUGUUCAUACAACAAUUACACUCUCAUAUUCAAAUGUCCAUUUAAAAUUUGCAGCAUUGCAAUUCUCCUGUGAAACUGCAUGACUGACAAUUUCAUUCUAGUCAGUGCAGCAAGAAAAGUUGAUGUGUCAUUGAAUAGAAAGGUGAACUAAUUUUAUAUGUAAUUUAGGCAAUUUUAUACUUCAUUGAAUUAUGCAGUCUCUGUGUUGUCAAUAUGCUUCAAUUUUGUUGCAUGUUGUUUCAUAAAGAACUGUUCAUCAUUGCAAACUUUGUCUUCUACACUAAUGCCUCACAGGAUAAUUUUGAUUAUCAGAAUUAAAAAAUAAAAAAUAAAAAAGGACCAGA
Myxocyprinus asiaticus (Chinese sucker) is the source of this 6663-nucleotide messenger RNA. Its product is annotated as sorbin and SH3 domain-containing protein 2-like. The coding region runs from base 396 to 5195 and encodes 1599 amino acids. Lineage: Eukaryota; Metazoa; Chordata; Actinopteri; Cypriniformes; Catostomidae. The transcript is spliced from 27 exons. Gene Ontology annotation, molecular function: protein binding. Gene Ontology annotation, cellular component: plasma membrane. The record is from RefSeq and is a predicted model, not a curated record.